Opisthorchis viverrini is the source of this 980-nucleotide messenger RNA. RefSeq lists its product as hypothetical. The annotation marks the transcript as partial. The record is from RefSeq and is a predicted model, not a curated record. Gene Ontology annotation, cellular component: cytoplasm. Gene Ontology annotation, biological process: signal transduction. Lineage: Eukaryota; Metazoa; Platyhelminthes; Trematoda; Opisthorchiida; Opisthorchiidae. The transcript has 5 exons.
AUGAAAAUCCAGCCGUCAUGGACCUAUGUAUCAAGGGAGACUGACACAGACAGGGUGGCUAUAUAUGACCUGAAACUCCGGAACCUCCCCAAACCCAUCGCCUGCAAGCUGACGCAUACCAAAAGACGGAUUUCCGUGUCUCAUUACCGGAUUUUGUUUGAUCACAUCACUUUUGUGAUCGAGUUCACGUGCACCGGCUGGUUGGGCGCGCACUACCACACUCUGGGAAAAUGUCGGAUGGGCGCGAAGGGAAGGUGCUUUUCGCGAAAGUGGCGGAGCAAGCAGAAAGAUAUGACGAUGUUGAAAGUUAUGAACGAAGUGGCGAAGAUGCCAGGCGAACUCUCGACGGAAGGGCGGAAUUUGCUUUCUGUAGCGUACAAAAAUGUGAUCGGAGCGAAACGAUCUUCAUGGAGAAUGCUCAGUAGCAUCGAACAAAAAGAUGGUGAUGAAAAUUCGCCCGAAGCUCAGGCUCAAAGGAUGCUGCAGACCACUGUGGAAAAAGAACUUAGCGAAGUUUGUGGAAGUAUCCUGAGUCUGUUGGACAAACAUCUCAUUCCAUCCGCCCAAACACCUGAGUGCAAAGUGUUUUUUUACAAGAUGAAGGGUGAUUACGAGCGCUACCUUGCGGAAAUCGCCUCUGGUGACGCCCGUAAGCAAGCGGCUGAAAAUAGCUUGGUUGCGUACAAGGCGGCUUCUGAUAUAGCCAGUCAAGAGCUGCAGACCACAAACCCUGUCCGAUUGGGUUUGGCGUUAAACUUCUCUGUGUUCUACUACGAGAUUCUCAACAACCCUCAUCGAGCUUGUCAACUCGCCCAAGAGGCGUAUAAACUUGCUGUUGAUGAUCUUGACAAACUUCGCGAUGAGAAUUACAAGGAUACCACUCUCAUAAUGCAACUCUUGAGGGACAAUUUGACCCUGUGGAACUCUGAUAUUCAAGGAGAUGAGACUGCGGAUACUGUACAACCUGUUGCUGCUCAGUG